GAGACGUGGCAGAGCCUGGGGGGAGGCCGCUGACUCCAGGAACAGGAUUUCGGCCGCUCCCGCCUUGGGGACACCCAGGUGGACAAACCGGGAAGGACAGUAGGAAGGAGCUGCCUUUCCAGAGGUUGCCCCGGCAGUGUUGAGCCUGCUGAUUCCUGGGACCUGCUCUGCGGGAUCGCCAGUACCCUAGAUGGGCAGUAUUUAUAGCCAAGGGCAUUUUUUGGUCUGUAAUUAUUUUGAAAGGCAAAAUGUACUUUUCGUGGGAUCCUGACACUUAGACAGUCCAUUGUUUAUUUUUUGCUGUUUAAUUCAGUGAACAUUAUUGAAUGUUUCUUUGGGAACAGCGUUGUGAAUGCAGAGAAAAAACUCAGACCCGGCUCUGGCACUCAUUGGCUGGGAGGAGAGGCUGUCUUUUGCACUGGCAGUACAUCCUCGUCACAGUUGCUUUUAAAGUGUUUACGUUUAUCGAAGUUUCAUUGUUUCUUUUCUUUCUGUGUAAGCAGUCAUCCACUUUGUAAUUGAGAAGACAAGAUCCAAGGAGUUUGGCAGAGGAGGGUCUGGUGAGAAACUGAGGACUCAAUUUUUUAAGCGCUUUCUGUCAUUUUUUUGUUUUGUGUAAUACAACACGUGGAGGCUGAAUGCUGAAAUCUUUGCAGAUUCUAGUGCUUCAUCAUUACUUUAUCAGAGUAUCUUUUCCUUAGUCCACAGAAUUAUGUUUAUGCAUAAAAAAUGUACCCAAUCGUCUGCCCUGGAUAUUGCUGUUCUACGUCUAGGGGUCAAGUCAACCAACCAAGGGGAAUACGUAGGAGUCAUCGACCUGCUGUGCGAGUCAUCGACCUGCUGGGGUUGUUGGUUUCUUGUCAUUGGUCCCUAAACAAUACUGAGUAGCUAUUAUUUACAUAACAUUUACAUUGCAUUAAGUGUUAUAAGUUAUCUAGAGAUGGCUUAUCAUACGUGGGAGGAUGUGUCCAUGCAAAUACUAUGCUAUUUUACAUAAGCGACUUGAGCAUUAGUUGGUUUUGAACUCCACUGGGGUCCUGGAUCUAAUUCCCUGAGGAUACAGAGGCACAACUAUUUUGUCAUUAACCAGGUUGUCAAAUAACAAAACUUUUUAAUGACUGAAAGAAAAUGACCAGUCACUCCCAUGUUUUGGAGUGUUCAUUGUAUGCGUUCUUUGCCAACGUAUUUGUUAAUUAAGGAUCAGAUUAUCUUUAAAUUUGACUUCCACUGUAGCCACUCUUAGGGUUUGGUAGUCUGUUGAUGGGAGAUAAAUGAGCAUUAGAAAAAUGGGAAAAUGAAGGAAUGUGGUUGCUCUGGUGAUAAAUCUCUAGACGGCCCUUUCUAUCCCAGGUUAUAUACUUUGUUGUGUAGGUAGUAAGUGAAAGGAUUUUUUGCCUCUCUGCAUCCCUGUCCUCUACUUGCUGCCCUAAAACUUUUCUCUGUAAUUACCAUCAAACUUUUUGAAAGUGUGCAUAUUUGCCUCACAUCUCACUCCUCAGUACAGUGCAAAAUGGCUUCUGCACCUAGUCUUUCCAUGGGAGCAGCUCUCACUCAAAAUAUUCAUCUCCAGUUUGGCAAAUCAUGGAAUUUUUCAUUUAUUGAUUUCUGCAGCUUUUGAUACCAUUCCCUAUUUCUGCCUUGAAACCUGCUAGCUUUCCUCCUUUCUGGUCAUCUCUCAUUCUCCUCUAGAAGUUUGUUUUCAUGACUGGCGAUUCUUCAAGUAUUGAUUGGAUCCUUUCUCUCAGUGUUCAUUCUCUUAGGUUAUCCCAUCUCAGAGCAUGACUUCAACAAACUAUCAACCACAUUUAAGUGGUUUCCAAGCUGCAAACCAAGUUAGUGUUUCUGCUUGGAUGUUUCAGGCUGUUUAAAUUCAGCAUGUUCAGUAUGAAAACAGUAUAAUUCCCACCCCACCUCUGCCCCAAGCAUCAAACAAACAUCUUCACUUCUUCCAGUGUUCCUGUCUUAGAGCUCCCUAUCCAGUUGUGCAAAUCAUGCCUCAUCCUCCUGCCCUCCUUGCUCCCAUAUCCAGUCUCUCACUGAGUUUCACCACCUAAACAUUUAUUGAGUGUAUCCACUCUUCUCCAUCUCCAUUAUCGUCAUCUUAGUCUAUUCCACAGUUUCUCUACCUUGGCUGUAUUGGUAUUUAGGGGAUGGGUAAUUAUAUCUUCCAGUGACUGUCCUGUGAAUUGAAGGAUUUUUAACAGUAUCUAGCCUUUACCUUGUAGAUGCCACUAGUACCCCGCUAGUUUUUGACAACCAAGAAUGUCUCCAGACUUUGCCAAAUGACCCAUGGGUUAAUGGAAUCGCCCUCUUUAACCACAUUUGAUAGACCCUUUCUAUCAUUAUCACUUCCUAUUUGAACUCCUGUAUCCUUUCUAAUGGUUUUUCUUCAUCUACUCUGAUUGCCCUAGAGCCCAAUCUGCAUACUGUUAGCAGAGGAAUUUUUUCAAAUGUGAAUUUUUCAUAAACUGAAAUCAGCCUGAAUGUCCUUCAGUGGCUUAAUGGAUAAACAGAUGGUGGCACAUCUAUAAAUUGAAAUGCUAUUCAGCAAUAAAAAAUCAACUACAGCCAUGCAUGGCUUUGUGUUGGGGCCUUGUAGACUGUUUUGUUGUUGUGUAUUCAUCAUAGGGUAUAAUUACACAAGCUUAGAUUGUAUAACCAUUAUAAACCUGGGCUGUAUGGCAUUGCCUGUUGGAGCCACUGUGGUAUGUGUAGUUCAUUGUUAACUGAAAUGUUGUUAGGCUACACAUGCAGUAUUGAUAUAACCAACAGUUUGGAUGGAUCUCAAGGACAUUUUGCUGAGUGAAAAAAGCCAGUCUCAAAAGGUUAUAUGUUGUAUGAUUCUAUUUGUGUAACAGUUAUGAAAUGAGAAGAUGAUAGAGAACAGUUGGUUUCUGGGAAGAGAUAACAUGAAAAAGUUACUUUGGGGUGAUUGAUUUGUUCUGUAUCCUCAUUAUGCUGGUUGCUACAUAAGGCUGUGCAUUUGAUGAAACUACACAUGUGAAUGUAAAAACAGGUAAAAUCCAAAACAGGUUGCAGUUUAGUUGCUGGUAUUGUACCACUGUUAAUUAUUACUGGGAGCGCGUGGGGGUAGGGUAAUCAUGCAGAACUCUUCUGUUUCUGCACCUUGUGAAUGUAAAAUUUCUUCUCGAAGUGCCAACAAAAGACUAAUACCUUAUCCCCUGGUUGAAUGCACUACAAUGACUUCAUAUUCCUUAAAAAAAAAAAAAAAGUUCCUUAACCUGACUGGUAAGGCUCAGCACAGGCUUUCUCCAGCCUCUCUCCCCAGUCUUCAGUCUCACCUUCCUUGCCCUCCUGGGUUUUCUUGAAUUUCUCUCAUUCCCUCCACUUUAUAGAGCUUUUAUCCUGAAAUUUUACUUCUUUAUCUCCUUUCCCCUGCUUAAUUCAGCUCUGCUCAUCCUUGAGAUCUUAGCGAAUAUGUGACUUUCUUGGAUAACUUCUUCUUGAGUUCCAAGUUAAAAUCCUAUUCCUAUGAAAAAGAAGUGUUCUGACACGUGCAGCUCCUAAUUCAGGCUGUAAUUCUUUAUACAGUGGGUGUUACUCCUUGGUUGUCUCCAUGCUUUACUGUAAGUAGAGUGUUUUUGUUUACAUUGUAUUUCCUGAGCACCAGGAUAGUGUUCGGCAAACAGUGUACACCUUCAAUAAAUUUUUGUUAGAAGAUUGUGAAAACAUCAAAAAAAAAAAACCCCAAACCUGGCAUAUUUAGAAGUUUUGAGUAUAUACUUGAAAAUUUGAAAUUGUUAAGGAAGUGUUCCCUUGUCUUAUAAUCCAUUAUUACCUGUUAGGACCCUGUUGUUGAGUAGCAUUUUUGUUUAACUUUCCUAAAGCCAGAAAUACUUAUUUGGCCAUUACUAGGUAUGUUUUAACAUAUAAACUAGGAGAACUGAGAAUUGAGCACACUUACAUUUUUCCUUUAAUACUAAUAGGAGUAGCCUACUGCUUUAUGGGGAAAGAGAAAGUACUUCAAAAAUAGUUUAAAUAAUUUAUUUUUAUUUUACAUUAAUAAUGACUGAAAUGCAGAUAUACACUUGACAUGCAUUUAUGUCAUCGAAAUUAAAUUAGUAAUUUACCUUUGAAAUAUAUUGGAUAAUUAAUUAUAUAGUUAACAUCAAAUUGUCUCCCAGUUACAAAGUAUGGGUAUUAAAAUGCCACAGAUGAUUUUCAUGUUAAACAUUGUCAUAGAGUUUUCUUAGAAAUUCUGAUAGAACCUUGUUGUGCCACCAAACAAGGCAGUGACACUAUGGAUUUGGGCAGAUGGAUAAAGGGGAGUCCGAGGCCUUAGUGGAUUUUUCAGGCUUUAACGUUCUCUCAGGAUACCAGGUCCACAGGCACACGGGGCAGCGAGGCUGGCUUGUGAGGAGGAGGCGGGCAACGGCCGGGCAGAGGGCCCCUGGGAAGCAGGCAGGCAAUUACUAUAAUUGAAGAAAAAUGAUGGAAGAGAGUGGCAUAGAGACAACACCACCUGGGACUCCUCCACUGAAUCCUGCUGCACUGGCUGCUGCUGCUGCAGCGUCUUCCACGCCGGCUCCUCUAGCUGCAACCAGUUCUUUUUCUUCUCCAAACGUAUCCUCCAUGCAGACCUUGCCACCAUAUGCAUUCUCUACACCUCAGCCAACCCCUUCUGGGGUGCCUUCAGCAUCAUUGCCUUUUGUGGCUCCUUCACCAGUUCCUUCAGUCCCCCCACUUGUUUCAUCUGUUGCACCUCCUGUGUCUGCAGCUGCUGAUGCCUUUAGUAAUCCUCCUUCAUCUUCAUCUCACUUCCCACCGUCCACCUCUGACCCAAGUACUCUUGUAUCUGCGCCCUCCGCUGGCCCUCCUACAUCAGGAUUUUCUGUUGGUUCAGCUUAUGACAUUACAAGGGGUCAUGCAGGAAGAGCUCCCCAGACACCCCUCAUGCCGUCAUUUUCUGCACCUCCAGUAACAGGUGUUGUGCCAACUCCUAUUACUCAGCAAGCCAGUUUGACAUCUCUGGCACAGGGACCUGGAACCACAUCAGCCAUCACCUUUCCAGAGGAACAAGAAGAUCCUAGAAUUGUUAAAGUUCAGGAUGAAGCAUCUGCUGGUGGACUCUGGGGUUUUAUUAAGGGUGUAGCUGGGAAUCCAAUGGUGAAAUCUGUGCUUGAUAAAACAAAACAUUCAGUAGAAAGCAUGAUUACAACGCUGGACCCUGGAAUGGCUCCAUAUAUCAAAUCUGGUGGUGAACUGGAUAUUGUAGUGACCUCAAAUAAAGAAGUGAAAGUUGCUGCUGUUCGAGAUGCCUUCCAGGAGGUCUUUGGCUUGGCUGUGGUUGUAGGGGAAGCUGGACAAUCCAAUAUUGCCCCACAACCAGUGGGAUAUGCAGCUGGAUUAAAAGGUGCCCAGGAACGGAUAGAUAGUUUGCGUCGAUCGGGAGUGAUCCAUGAAAAGCAGAUUGCUGUGUCCGUAGAAAACUUCAUUGCAGAGUUGCUGCCUGACAAAUGGUUUGACAUUGGUUGUUUGAUAGUUGAAGAUCCUGUCCAUGGUAUUCAUCUAGAAGCAUUUACACAAGCCACACCAGUGCCUUUGGAAUUUGUACAGCAGGCUCAAAGUCUAACUCCCCAGGACUACAACCUGAGGUGGUCAGGCCUUUUGGUGACGGUGGGCGAAGUCCUGGAAAAGAGUUUGGUAAACGUCAGCCGGACUGAUUGGCACCUGACUUUCACUGGCCUGUCUCGCCGGCAGAUGAUCUACAGCGCCGCCAAGGCCGUGGCCGGCAUGUACAGACAGCGCCUGCCGCCCCGGCCGCUGUGAGGAGCCGCCCGGGGCCUGCGCUCGCUGCCAGAGCGCGAACCUUCUUCCACUGGUUCGCUCAGUGACCCCAGCAGGUUUUGAUCAUUUUGCUGGAGGCUGCAGUUUUUCUUACUUAGUCCUGGUGUUAUGAUCACAUAAUUUCAUGUACCAUAGUUCUCAAGAAGAAAAUAUUUUUAUAAUACAAAUUGAUAUACCAAAUUUAUAAGGUACAAAUUCAUGUGCUAGACAUUUAAUUUAAUGAUAUGUCCUUGAUUGUUUUGUUUUUUUUUUUGUUUAAGACGACAUAGCUAAUUAAACAACAUGUUUACUGACUACCCUUUAAAAGCAUUGUUUCUUUUAAUUCAUAACUCAUCUCUUUCCUGUCAGCUUUUGAAGGUUUGUGGGGUGCACGUGACCUCAGAUCUAAAGCUGAACUGUGUGCUCAACAGUUCACCCAACACACCUCAUUCAGGCAUUUGUUAAACAUGGGCCAAAAUAAUGCAAUUCAUCAUUUUCUUUUGGUCACCACAUCUUCGCUUCAUCUGAAAGAUGCUUUUCUAAAAUAACUUGGUAUUUCACAGAUACAGAUGAUAAAAAUUGGGUAGUACAUUAUUUUUUUCAUUGCUGUUUCACAAGUAAGUGGCAUAUGAUUCAAAUAUAUUUUAAAUCAGAAGCAUUUUUUGUUAUUUUUAGGUACUCGUCAGUACUUGCUAAGUAAACCCUGGCAACAUCCAUCAUUUCUGCAUCCACUCAUAUUCUCCCAACUGUAACAGAGCAUGUUUUCAGAGGGAAUUAUUUCAUUUCUUAUAGGAUCAUAUGCCUCUUAUUUUAAUUAAGAUUACAUCUGACUUAGUUUACUGCAAACACUGCUCUUCGAACCUUGUGCUGUUCUGCCUUUACUUUUUAUGACUGUUUUCAAAGAAAAUGUUUUAUAUUUAAUCUCAUUUAUUUCAUCCAUUAUAUUUCUAUUUAGUGAAAGCUUUUGUUUCCCCUAAAUAAUAUAUUUUACCAUUUUGGAUUUAUAUAAAUCAAAAUUAAAUAGGUUUUCUUAUAUCAUUGAACUCUGUAUCUGCAAGUUCUACUAUCUUUUUAAAUAGCUUCUUGUGUACAUGUAAUUUAAUUUUUAUUUACUCUUCUAUAUAAUUCCUUAGAUGUAGAGCACUUAGCACAAUCUCUGGCAGUUUUAUAAAAUGUGUCGAAGCUCUUCACUGUCAUUAUAUGCAAUGUGUACUUUUAUCAUUAUUUAAAAUACUUUUUCAAUUUCUGUUAUACUCAACCUUGCGUACCAAUGUAUUAUUUCACAACUACAGUGUAUGUUAAUUUCUGAGUAUUAUAUGAUUUUUCGGUAGGAAUCAGAUUUCUAUGUCAUUAAAUAUAACGAGAAGAGAAAGAUGUAGCCAGCUAUGGCAGUAAGCCCAGAAGACUCCCAUUUACAAGCGUUCCAGAACACUACAGAAAGCCUUUCUCUACCGUUUACUUCUGUUCCUGACUUACAAGACUUCCCUUUCCUAAUGGCCUGUUACCAUGGCAUUGGCCUAGUGGGAGAUCACAACAGGGUCUGAGAGAAGUUACCUGUACUUCCUAUUCCUACUACUUCUCCUGCUAUAGGGAAUUUUUACAGAUCCUAAAAAUAGUAGAGGUUCAGUUUCCAUUUUGUUACCAAGUCUCAAGUGUCUUGUUUUUGAGGAUGGUUUUCAUUCACCCACAAACAUGGACAUCCCGUUAGAUGGCAGUUUUCCAGGCUUCCCUGAAGAGCCGUGACGGUUCUUCUCUGGCCUGCUUGAGGCCAGGUCAUUUUCCUGCACCCAGUCAUCGGGGGAAGCCUUCUGCGCUCUGCGGCAGCGUGAGUGGACGGGGAUGAGGGAAGACAGAUGGGAAGGAUAAACACACGCUCCGGCUCUGGCCUCUCGCAUUGUUUUCUUGGCCCAGAGUUAUCUUUGAAAGGCAUCAGAGCAUAACUGACUCCACAUGCUCAGCUCACUCAACCUCGUUUAUUUUUCAUCCUUAGAUUUUCCUGCUGUCCACAGGGCGAGAAAGGAACAUCUCAAGCUCCCAAAACAGCUCUAGCCCAGCCAUUUUUCUGUGCUGUUUUGGUACAAGAUUCGCAAGUCUAGGGCCACGUUCCCUUUACUAGUCUUCCAGUGACCUCUUGUUCUUUCUCUGCUCAUUUCCUUAAAGCCCACGUGAACAUUUUUAAGGGUGAGUCACACUGUGGGGCUGUUAGCUUUUUUGUUCUUUACGCAUCUUAAGAGAAUCUUACAAUCUGUAACACUGCUCUUCACCUCUUAUUUUGGUCAUAUUUUCUGAAGUACUUUAGGAAGUAUGUGUUGAAUUUCGUAAGUUAAGACACUUUUGCUUUAAUUAAGUAGUGAAAGAACAGGAAAAAUUCAGGAAAAGUAAUCUCACAGGUUCUGUGGACAGAAGGUCCUCAGAUUUAUGGAGUCAGAAAGCUUCAGGCAACGCCUGAAGCUUUAUCACUUCCACAUUCUUUAUUCUUCUUUUUCUCAAACAUUAAUGAGUUAGAAAAUUGGGAUGAAUUGAAUACAGACCAAAUAUGACAGUAUGGCUGACUAGAUAAGAGUACUGAUGAAAGUUUAUUACAUACAGCUAUUCAAAACUAUGCAAGUGAGUAAUAUACUCAGGGUCAACUAAUUGACUAUACUGAAUUUGUUCCUUGACUAGAAAAAAUUCUAAACAUGAAUUUGUGUUCUGUGAAGCCAAAUUUAUAGUAGUCUAUGUUUUAAAAGAUGUUAAAUUACGCAUAAAUUAGUAAGACACUUGGACUUUUACUCCCAAAAUUCAUUUUUAAGAUACUAUGCAGGAUGAUGUAUUGGAUAAAAACAGUUUUGUAAGUAUGUAAAUAUGUCAUGAAUAAAUAAUACCUCAACAUUUUCCAAAGAUGUAAUUUUUUUAAGUAU
Talpa occidentalis (Iberian mole) is the source of this 8687-nucleotide messenger RNA. It is a transcript of the gene PRRC1, whose product is annotated as proline rich coiled-coil 1. Gene Ontology annotation, cellular component: cytoplasm. NCBI's taxonomy places the organism in Eukaryota, Metazoa, Chordata, Mammalia, Eulipotyphla, Talpidae. The record is from RefSeq and is a predicted model, not a curated record. The coding region runs from base 4450 to 5790 and encodes 446 amino acids. Gene Ontology annotation, molecular function: protein kinase A regulatory subunit binding. Gene Ontology annotation, biological process: activation of protein kinase A activity. The transcript has 9 exons.